CCUAUCGUUCCUAGUAGUGGUGCAAGCCUGGUUUCCAGGGCUAUGGCCCUGCUCCUCGCUCUGGGCGUGGAAAGGGCUCUGGCGCUACCCGAGGUACAGAAGCAAAUUGAAGCCGGGCUGAAGUAGGGUUUGUUGACCCUCUGUGUGUCGCGCUUGCCCGCGGUUCUCCCCUCCCUCUGCCGGCUCAAGCUCGRAUUUCCUCCUCGAGGCCUCCAGAUCCUAGUCCCAGGAAUACCCCAGACGGAUCCUACUCCCGAGUACGAGUACUCACAGUACUCACGUUGCCCAGGCCUCCGGCGCCCUCGCCCUGCCCACAUUCAAAGACCUAUGAAAUUCGACCUCCUCUCUCCUCAGCCUUUGAAUAAUUUUAAAUUCUUCGUGCGGAUGAGUCCUAUGACUCUUUUGCAAGCUGUCCAGUCACGAAUGCCGUGCGUGGUGCGGUGAUAGGACUAUUCUUUCUGUAAUGCUUGACGAGUUCUUUGUGUUCCUGCAGUCCUUUUACGCUCGGCUAAACUGGGGCUGCCAAGAUGCGAAGUCUCUGGAGAGACCAUAGUAAAAACCUUGUGUAGUAAUCCUCAAAGAUAAAGAUCUUUCCUGUGUGAAGACUGGUACUGAAAAUCUGACGCACUCGUUCAGCGCCCAGCUUUAGGAGAAGAAAUGGCAUCUCCUAGUCCAGCCUGAUAAAAAGAUAUGACAUGAGCCAUCUCCCCUGCGUUAGAGGAAUUCUGGAGAGAUAUGUACCCAGUGUCCGGGGAGUGUGCAAAAUUCGUCAAACGUGGCCCAUUACUGUAUCUUUUAGUGACCUUUGACUUCUUCAAGCUCCAGUACUGGUGAUUGAACCCAGGGGAGCUGUGUCACUACGUUUCAUCCCCAAUCCUGCUUAUUUUACACAUCUCAUUAAAUUAUACCUGUUGGCCUCAAGCUUGUGGUACUCCUGCCUCAGUCUCUCAAGAUGCUGGGAUUACAGGUGUUCACCACUGCACAUGGCACUCAAUUGGAUCUCCAGAACUGUUCUUUGGAGGAUCCUGGGCCAAACUUUCCUCAAGCAUAUACUGCUGUUAUCAUAGACCUUCAGGCAAACCCUCUCAAGGAUAAUUUGGCCAACACCUUCCGUGGCUUUAUCCAGCUCCAGACUCUGGUACUGCCACAAGGUAUAAGCUGUCCUGGGGGUAAUGAUGCCUGGAAACAAGUUAUCUCUUAUAAAGACAACAAGAUCUGCCAAGGGCAAAGGAACCUUUGCAAUAGCACUGGAGACCCAGAAAUGUGUCCGGAGAAUGGAUCUUGUGCAGUUGAUGGUCCUGGUCUCUUGCAGUGUGUUUGUGCUGAUGGCUUCCAAGGAUACAAGUGUAUGCGCCAGGGCUCCUUCUCACUAUUUAUGUUCUUUGGGAUUCUGGGAUCCACCACACUAUCCCUCUCCAUUUUGCUUUGGGGAACCCAGCGCCGAAAAGCCAAGACUUCAUGAACUACACAGGGCUUCCUACUGACCUAAGAUCAUCCUGAUGUAUAUAGCCCAGCAAGGAAGAUUUGUUAACUUGACGGGCAUCAUUGACCAACGGACCCUCCUAAGUCUGAGGCUG
Urocitellus parryii (Arctic ground squirrel) is the source of this 1577-nucleotide messenger RNA. RefSeq names its product all-trans retinoic acid induced differentiation factor (gene Atraid). The record is from RefSeq and is a predicted model, not a curated record. Lineage: Eukaryota; Metazoa; Chordata; Mammalia; Rodentia; Sciuridae. Gene Ontology annotation, biological process: positive regulation of osteoblast differentiation. Gene Ontology annotation, cellular component: intracellular membrane-bounded organelle.